Messenger RNA from Pecten maximus, 6568 nucleotides. RefSeq names its product low-density lipoprotein receptor-related protein 4-like. The record is from RefSeq and is a predicted model, not a curated record. NCBI's taxonomy places the organism in Eukaryota, Metazoa, Mollusca, Bivalvia, Pectinida, Pectinidae. Bases 1 to 5010 code for a protein of 1669 amino acids. The transcript is spliced from 28 exons.
AUGGUCAGAGAUAUACAAGUGUAUGGAUCCGGUUCCCAAGGUGCUGUUUUCUUCAUUAGUAACGGAACAAGCAUCCUUAAGUUUGACUCUCGCUCCAAAUCUGUUGGAAUUGUCUACACCAAGCCUCUUGCUAAAAUCAUUGGCGUUGCGGUGGACACUACGGACAAUGUGCUGUUCUGGUCAGACAUUAGCGCUGAUCAUCGCGGCUUGUACACAGCAGAUCUUGAGGGACAGGAUGCCCGUCUGCUCAUUGCAGAUAUACAGGAAGUCAAUGGACUGACCCUUGACUGGGCAUCCAAUCAUAUUUACUGGACGGACGCCAAACGAAGGACGCUGGAGAUAGCCAAUUACGAUGGUAGCGGUAGGAAAAUCCUUGUGUCCCUUACAAGCAAUGAGGAGCCAAGAGGCAUUGUAGUGGACCCAAUACUAGGAUACCUGUAUUGGGCUGACCAGUGGAAUGGCCGAAUUGAACGUGCGAGACUUAAUGGGAAAGGACGAGAGGUGGUGGUCAACCAGGGUGUAUACUGGUCAAAUCAACUGGCACUCAGCAUGGUGUUCAGAAAGCUGUACUGGGUGGAGGCCACCACCUCAAGUGGCAUCAUGUCAUGUAAUCUUGAUGGCACUGGCAUCAAAAAAGAGCGGGAUCUCUUCAACAUCACCUCAGGAAAUCCUAGCUUUGGACUAGUCGUUAUUGGAAACAAGGCCAUCGUUAGCACCUGGCAUAACAACGCCAUUUUCUCAACUCUGGUUGGAACCCCUGUGUCUCGCUGGAAUACAGAAGUUUCCCACCUAGGCACUGGAAAACUGUAUAGCCUAGCAUCUCUUGACCGCUCAACACAACCUGCAUAUAAUCAUCCCUGUGGUCACAGAGACCGGGGUGGGUGUUCCCACCUUUGCCUACCCUCAGGGUGGGGCACUGCAUACGACUGUAGCUGUCCAUCCUUUUCUGGGCUUGCACUUGACUCUGACAAAGCUACAUGCUCCGAACCGGAUGAAUUGUUACUUUAUACAUUCCAAGCCUUGGGGGAUGUUGGAUUUACAAAUCCAGUCGCUUCAGACAUUCCACAGACCAAUAUCAUGGGCCAAAGCCACAGCCCAAACUCAGUGACGUAUGAUCCUCUUCAGCAGAUGGUGUACUGGAGUAAUCGGGAAGGACCCAGCGCCAUCUACAGGUCUAACUUACAAGGAAAGAACAAGGAAGAGUUCCUCAAGGAGAAGGACGGUCUAGGUUAUGUUGAUGGUCUGGCUUUGGAUUGGAUUGGUCAGUUUCUGUACUUCACCAACAGCGGUCAGUCUCAGACAUUUGCAGGCAGUAUUUUCCCAUGGCACCGUGUUGAAAUGGUCAGCUUGGAUGGACGGGUCAGACGAACAGUUGUCACCGAUGUUCAACAACCAAGGAAGAUUGCAAUUGACCAUCACAAAGGGUUUCUGUAUGUUGUUGAUGGUGGAAAUAAACCCCGCCUCCUCAGGACCAACCUUGAUGGCUCCCAGCCAACAACAUUAAUCGAUGGGAAAUUCUUGACCAAUCCACUGGCUGUUUCCAUAUUUGGUAAUCUUGUUUACCUAGCUGAUGGCACGGCAACCAAAGACAGUUCAGCUCUGAUUUCUUACAACUCUGUUAAUGGCAGUGUCACUACGCUCAUGAAGACAUCUUCAAACAUUUUGGACAUCACCUCAUCACCAACAUCUGUCUACGUUUCCACGUAUGAUGAGGACCAAGAUCAAGGUCAUAUGUAUGUCCUUGAACUUGACACUUUGAAAAAGAGUGAAGUAAACUUUCAAGGUCAUAUUGCCACUGGACUGUCUUACUCCAAGAGAAUUGAAGUCAUUGCACCACAUGAGGACCCAUGUGAGGAGGCUCCCUGUAGCCACAAGUGUAUCCGAGUGACCACAAAGUCUCCUCCAUACAAUUGCAUCUGUCCGGACGGAACUGGUAUGAUGAUGACCAACGAUGGAUCAACUUGCCAGCGUCCAAGGAACUUUAUGCUGGUGGCUGAUUUGAACCUGAUACAGAUGCUGAGUCUGGACCCAGACUCGGAGCCACGCCCCCACACCGUCCACCAUGGCAACUCCCAAAGUGAUAUUCUUUCUGUGGUGUACGAUUCCAUCAACAACACAGUCUACUGGAUUGACAGUGCAAAAAUUUUCUCCAUGACCCUCGGAAAUGUGAAAGAUCCCACUCAGCUUUUGGACAGUGGUCACUUUUCUCUUGGAGGUUUGGCCCUAGACGAGAAAAAACAGCGUCUAUACUGGUCAUCCUAUGACCAGUCACUCAACGGCCGUAUCAUGCGCAUGAAGUUGAAACAUGGGCCAAUAUCUACCAAGGCUAUCGUGACAGUUAACAGGGCUGUACCUAGGACAGUAUUACUGUACCCCAGGCGCAGGUGGAUAUUCUGGACCGAGUAUCCAGAGAGACACAUGUCCGGAGAUCAGGACACCCACGAGGGCUCUAUCCAUCGGGCCCAUACCAGCGGUACCCACCACCACGUCCUAAUUAAACAGGGCCUCAUGUGGCCCAGUUCUCUCGCCAUUUACGACAACAGGCUGUACGCGGCAGCCAUGGGAGGAAGGGUCCUCAGCAUGGACCUUGAUGGUUCCAACAUAGAAGAACUGUAUGUAUUUGAGCCGUUUACAGUAGGAGUAUACGAAAUGUCCUUUUUAUCCAACUACCUUCUGAUGACCAACCUAAAGCGACGGUCAGUCGAUCUACUGGACAUUGAGACCGGCUGGAAUACAACAAUAUCAUCCCAGUUUAGUCGUCCAACCUCACUCUCCUAUUAUCAUCCCACCGAUCUCACAGAGAGUGGAGAAUGUCGGACGGAAAAGAACCACUGUAGUAACAACUGUGUGUCCAUCCCACGGUCACUUUACUGUACAUGUCCAGAACAUCACACUCUCGCACCCGACGCUCUCACCUGUGUAGAAGUGGCUGAACCCUGGGAGGCUGUGGAGGAGGUGAAUUGUCGUGGUCGUUGUGGGGAUAACUCUCAGUGUGCUCGACUCAUACCAACCAUAACCUUUCACUGUCUGUGUAGACCAGGACACCAACCAGACUUCAGACAGUGUUCAGCCUGUCCCAAAAAUUACUACAAGUCCUGGAUGGCUAAUACUACAUGUAGCACCUGUGAGCUGCGCACCACCACACAUGGACAGACUGGAUCCACUUCCUGUUCCUGUAGGAACCGCCAGCCACCACCGCAAAAUGAACCCUGUGAUGACAGCUUGGAGGAGGCUGUGGUUACGGUGAAAGUGCCACCUCCGCCACCUGUCACCUCUCAACCAAAGCCCACGUACAAGGUGUGGCCCAAGGGAAAUCUGGGCAAAGACGACUCAGGCGAGGAACAAAUGCUUGGGGAUCCACGCUUCACUAAUAAAUGGACUCCGUUCAACAAGAAGGGCGCCCUCAACAGAGGUUCACCCUACUUUGAGAACUGCCCCUCCAGGGAAACGCUGACUAUCCAGGUUCCACCAUCCAGGAGCAAGGCCUUCAUACCAGUUACAUGGUCAGCAUAUGACUCACGUGGAAUACAAAUUCCUUACAUCACUAACUACCCAGAGGUCGACGGGAGACUGGUCCUGGAAUGGACAGCUAAUGGAGAGGAUGGCAAGCAUACGGUACUGAUGGAUGCUAAUGAUAUUACAGGACAGAUUACUGUGUGUAAAUUCUACGUCUUAGUUCAAGAUGAAGUACCACCAGUAUUUACCUACUGUCCCCGUGAUCUGUCCGUAAAGUCCGCCAAACAGCAGGAGAGGGUGUUAUGGCAGAAGCCAACGGCUGAAGACAACAUAGGCAUGGGAUCCAUGACCGGAACACACCGAUCAGGAGAAGAGUUUCCCCAGGGGAUGACUAUUGUUAACUUCACAGCUACAGACCAGGCCGGAAACAGGGCCUACUGUAACUUUACAGUACAUGUCUAUGAAGACAAGAAGUCAUGUGAAUUCCCAGAGAUGAACAACGGGCUGUUUGUCUGCAGCACGAACCCAAAGACACACGUGGAGUCCUGUUAUGUUGUCUGUGAGAAGACCUUUGCUGUCAAUCCGUUAGAGCUCUUCAGACAGUCCUAUAGCUGUGACGACACUGAGGUCCUUCAGUCUCUCAAAGAUAUCCUCAAGCACCAGCAGGGCUGUCUGAGUGUUGAAGUACCAUCCGUAGUUACACAAGAGUUUACCAUGUGGUUCAAGGGUCCUUGUGAAUCAGACGACCCUGAUCUGGAGGAUGAACUUUAUCUGUCUGUGAUACAAUACCUAAAAGUACACACGCCCUGCUCCUCUCGCUUCUGUCACUUCAGCAACAUCACCAUCGAGUGUGACUACGAUACCAGUGUGGACCGCAACAGACGCAGCUACAUGGAGAGCUUGCUUUUUAUGGUUCGCUGGAACGUCACCAUUGACAACGGGACGGGUUUUCCCGAGGGACAAGUAAGGUCUAUCCUGCAGGAUAUUAGACUGGAGUUGGAACGCCUCCUGCCCGGUCUUCAGCUCCACCUCGAUGAUCACCAAUACAUGGCCGUCCGUAAAGUUGAAACAUCAGAUCUCAUUUGGAGCUGUCGUCAGGGCGAGAUUUGGAAUCAAGAUGGAUGCGUGGCCUGUCCUCCUGGUUCGCGUUACAUGUCUGGCUCCAAUCCCUACUGUGAUAUAUGUCCUUCCGGAACUUAUCAGCCCUUCGAUAGACAGGAAGAUUGCUUCCCCUGUCAGGACGACCUCAAUUCUAACCCUGGCACCACCGACUCAAAGCAAUGUUUUGAGGUGACUGCUCUGGACCAAAUGAGCAAGUUUAUAAUCAUCACAGCGUGUACAUUUGGAUUCGUGUUUCUUGGGAUGGCCAUUAUCCUGUACUUCCAGUACAAACGCCAACAGAAGAAGUCACGUGGGCACGGGGGUCUAACGGCAGCCGACGCACAAAAAUACGUCCCGCCGAAUCUGUUUGUGCCACCAGCCCCACUGCCGAGGUUGAGUCCGGAGCCUACCCAACGAACGAUCACCAUUUCAAAACCAAAACUCACACCCUGACACCAAGUCAAAGUUAAAGCAGAGUCAUCUUUACAGUAACCAUGACUACGAUGAUAUGCCGUAUACUUCUACAUUGUCCUCCCUUCACAAUGGAUCUGCCAGAACCGUUUACCAAAACGACUUUACAAAUAUGUCUCCACCGGGGAGUCCACGGAUGUUGGGAUCACCCAUGACUGAUCGAGGCAUUAGUUCUCCUAUGACCGAUCGUGUCAUGGGAUCGCCCAUUGGUGAACGGGGUUUAGGCUCACCUGUCACAGACCGAGCUAUUUAUAAUGGAGACUUUAGAAACUUUUCUCCAACGCCACGGACCAAUAGUCUGAGACAUCCAAGGAGCCAGUUUCAUAUGUAUGAAGACUAGUACAAUUGAAGUCGCUUUACACAGGAGUACUUAACACAGGAAGUAGCGAUGCACGUGACUCUUCUAACAGGAAGUAGGAUAACACAGGAGAACUUUACACGGGAAGUAGUGUAACACAGGAGUACUUAACACAGGAAGUGGCGAUAUACAUGACUCUUCUCACAGGAAGUAAUGCAACACAGCAGAACUAAACACAGAAAGUAAUGCAAGAUAGAAGUUAAUAUGACUUGGAUUUAUUACACAAUUUAACGAAAUGCAGGGAUACACUUUACAAAUGUAAACUUGUAUUGUUUACGUUUUUUCUGCUCAAUGUUGAGUUGCGUUGUUAAUGAGGAUAUAUCAAAACCAAUUCAAGAGCAGUCAAUGGAACUUCUCUUUUAUUCGUCUGAAUUCUGUGGAUGACAAUGAAUAUUGCGCCCUCCAAGUGUGACGUGAAAGGGAGAAGUAACUCCUUUUUCGAUUCAUUUUCUGUUUGACAAUAAAUCUUCAUGUGAUGUGAAAAUGGAGGUAUAUGAUGUAACUUCUCUAUGGAUGCACGUGGAUAACAAUGGAUACGGGUCUGUGUAAGCAAACAAGGUACACAACUCCUUAAUACUUUACUUUAGAAAUAAAACCCAAUAACAUGGAUUCAUCAGAUAUGGGUUUUUAGGACGCAAAUCUUCUAUGUACAUGUAUGUUUUAGGUUUGUCCUGUGUAAAGAGACAAAAACGAUAAUAUUCCGUAUCAUUUGUGGCAGGAUGUGUGUCGUUGCGCUGUGUGGUAAACACUAUACCUAAUCUCAAGUUUGUAAAUACCAAGACUUAGUGACAAUCACAGGUGUAACAAAAUUGCUGAUUAUACCAAGAAAUCCAGAAGAUUUUCUUAAAGAAUCAUUCCUGAACAUUUUUGUGUUGUCUUUCUUCUGGUACAUAUCAGUAGAAAUUGCGUACAAUAUAAUGCACAUAUUGUCUUUUAUUGGGAUUUCUUUUUUUUUCAUAUACCCAUGAAAGAAUGUUUCAUGUGAAAUUAAGACGGGAAAAUGUCAUUUUUAUGAAAAUGUUGGGGUUUUGAAUUUUUUUAAAGGAAUUACCUGAACCGUCAAUGUUGAUUUUGUCGAGAGAGCAGUAUACAAAAGAACAAUCUUCCACUCUUCCUGUUCAGUUGGGAGGCAUGGUGUGUAGAAAUCAAGCUGUUGAACAUCAAUUUACUAUUAAAAAUGAA